AUGUUCCCACUUCUGCUCCUCGCCGGCGUGGCUUCCGCCUCACCAACUCCGCUGUUCAAGAGGGAAGUCUUUCAGAACGAUGUACUCCCAGAUGUCGACUUCCCAGAUCCAUCUCUUUUCUACAACUAUCUCAAUUCUCAAAUGUACGUCUACGCGACCGCCGCGGGAGGCAAGUGUAUCCCAUACACUUCGACCAGAACUUUUCCUUCCCGCGAUUUUGCGCCUGUGCAGGAGGCCUUUCCGAGUGAAAAUGCCCCUGGUUGGUCGCAGCCUUGCUCGUCUUGGGCUCCGGAUGUCAAUAUUGCGCCCAACAACGGAAAGUCGCAUUGGAUGUACUACGCUCCCGAGCUCAAGAACCAAACUGGCAUUCACUGUAUCAGUCUCGCAACAUCCACACAACCCGGUGGUCCGUACAUCGACACCUCGAGCGAGCCCAUGAUCUGUCCUGCGGCGGAUGGCGGCGCUAUCGAUCCAGCUUUCUACAGAGACUCCUCCCCGGCCGAUGGAUCGUGCUACGUUCUAUACAAGAUCGAUACGCCGAACAACAACAAAGGCCACACAAUGUGCGACGACGACACUAAUCACAUGAGAACACCCAUCAUGCUCCAGCAGGUGGACUGUGAUUCGGGACAGCCCACUAAUGGCGGCCCGACGGAGAUUUACAACAACAACGGCGAUGUUGACCGAUGGAAUAUCGAAGCACCAUCACUCUACCGUGGAAGUGACGGGACGUAUUUUCUCUUUUACAGUUCUGGUUGUUAUAGCAAUGAGUCGUAUACGUGGAACUAUGUUACCUCGCAGUUCUUGAAGGGGCCGUACGGUAACCCACAAUCGGUUGUUCGGUCGGGAGAGAAGGGUAAUUCUGGUCCAGGAGGCGCAGAUAUUGUACUUGGAGGUGCUUUUCCGGGAGCUGUUGCGUGGCAUUCGUUGCGAGGAGGUGAUAUCAAGAAUGGCCGUCAGUUGAAUGUGGGAACUAUGCAGUACAACGGUGCCAGUGCUCAGGUUGUGUAG
Messenger RNA from Cercospora beticola, 1011 nucleotides. RefSeq names its product glycoside hydrolase family 43 protein. Lineage: Eukaryota; Fungi; Ascomycota; Dothideomycetes; Mycosphaerellales; Mycosphaerellaceae. The record is from RefSeq and is a predicted model, not a curated record. Gene Ontology annotation, molecular function: hydrolase activity, hydrolyzing O-glycosyl compounds. Gene Ontology annotation, biological process: carbohydrate metabolic process.